Homalodisca vitripennis (glassy-winged sharpshooter) is the source of this 5735-nucleotide messenger RNA. RefSeq lists its product as uncharacterized. The record is from RefSeq and is a predicted model, not a curated record. The transcript has 20 exons. NCBI's taxonomy places the organism in Eukaryota, Metazoa, Arthropoda, Insecta, Hemiptera, Cicadellidae. Bases 318 to 5672 code for a protein of 1784 amino acids.
CUUUAUUUACCUUUUUACUUUGUUAUUAUAGUAAAUUGCGGUAUUUUGUUAUUUAAAAUGCUGUUGAAGUUUAAUAUUUUUAUACGCAGUAGAAGCUUUUAAGGUAUUAGCUUUAAAUAAAUACAAUAUUGUUAAAACUAAUUGCAUCCCCAUACAAGAACAGAAAUUGAUUGAUUUGACACUCAUUUCUCAAAAAAAUAAAAACGAAAUUAAACUUAGUAAAAAGUUAUAAGUAUCAAUGUGAAAGAAUUAAGUAAUACGAAUAAAAUAUUCUUCUUAGUUUGAAAGAGAAAUUCAACGAGAGAAAGAAGCCAACGAUGAGUGGGGACUGGGAACAACAUCAGGACAACACAAUCAGUGAAAAUGAUAACCUAUUGGGAACCCCUUUUACUCACAAGGACGGAAUAUUAAUGCCGCCAAGUUUGUUGGAAAGUAUGGAAGGAUCAGAGUUUGAUAACGAAGGCGUAGAGAAAGAUGCUGGUAUUGAAGAACAAGAACCUGAUAAUCUCAUGUUCGAGCCACUCGACGAAGAAGGUGAAAGAUAUUUGAGGGAAAAUAUGAAGUUGCCGCCAAUUGGUGAACUAUCUUUGACGAAAUAUUACAUCAACUUCCACCCUUCCAAGAGCGACACGAGUUCUUCGGUGAAUUCUGUCGGUCCGUGGUGGAGUCAGGUGGAGUACGACGAUCUGGAAGCAUGCGAGUGUCUGACUGUGAGGAGACCACCGAAGAAAGUGGAGAUUCUUCCGCUGCAGCCCAAGGCCAGGACGUACCCUCGUACACUGGAGCUGUUGCAAGAAAGACGAGUGAUAGAGCAGAAGAACCAGGAGCAUUGUCGUUCUCAAGCUAUUUCUAACCUUGAGAGGCAUAUGGUUUCUUUAUAUAACCUUAAGCACCAGUACAAGAGAAGCGAUGUCAGAGGAGGGUGCCGAGGAGCACCGGUGUCACUGCCGCCCUUGGUUGUCCCAGACAAGUUGACACUUCAGCGAGACGCUCUACUCGCCAGGAUCAAAAGGAAGAUGUUUGAGGACGAGUCAAAAAAACAGCAACGCAUGGAAAGAAGACUGGACAUUGUUAAGAAGAUUCUGGGUGAACAACGUAGGAGAGUCUUCAGGAGGGAAUUUGACAAGAGAAGUCAACGGAAAGAAGACGUAACCAAGCGUGAUGUAUCGCUGAUCGAGGCUGAAGAAAAGCAACAGUUUGUGGAUGAUUUAAUGUCUGGACAAGAUGAUAGUUAUCUGAAAGGAGAUGAGUAUUUUGAGUUUGUCGAAUCUAUUCCUCAGAGCGAACAACAUGAGCUGGAGCAUCCAGAGACGUCUGGGGGAACAGAGAUGACUGAGAGUCCCAGAAAGGUCAGUGGGAAAAAACAGAAAGACAAGAAGAAGAAAAGUUUGAAAAACUCAGAGAAAAAAGGUGCUAAAAAGAAAAAUAAGAUCUCACCACCACCAGUGGUUGCUGCUGCCAUCUGUGAGGCGGAGCCUGAACUGCCAGCAAGUGAAGUGCCGGAUCUUCUGCUCUGGUGUAAAGACCGGCGGGAAGUUAACACGGAAUACGAGCGUCAAGUCAAAUAUCUGGAGUCGCAGAUGUUACCGCUGGAAACUAACGUGGUCAUGAGUCAGACUAAGGUCAUAUUUCCGGAUGUGCGGCCAGGAGAGAGGAUGAUGAGGCAGGUGACCGUGACCAAUGUAGGGCAGUCACUGCUCAACUGUAGAGUAGCUGGGGUUCAGUUUGCGGAAGUCAUGGACUCUUCACCCAUAUUUAAGGUGGAGUUGGAGGGCUCCAGUAGAGCUAGAACUGGCAAUGGCUGGACUCUGUUGCUGACUCUGGAAGCUCUGGAUGACGUGGAGGAUACAAGGGUGGAGGUGCGACUGCUGUUCUGCAGAGAUGACUCAGCCAGGAGUCAGCUCAGUGUGGGAGUAGAAGUGCUGACGCCGAGAGCUAAACCUUCCCUUAGCACAUCCUAUAUCAGGUUCGGUUCGCAGGUGUUCUGGAGCCCAAAGGUGCUGACCAAACAGCUGGAGAUCUCGAACACAGGCAGCCUGGGCUGUGAGGUGCGCUGGCUGAGUGUCAAUGAUUAUGCUGACGAAACAAGAACCACUCAAGUCAGCGGUCAGCAAGACAAUGAUGCCGACGUGACAUCUCAGCGAGGAUCCAGCCUCAGUUUGACAUCGGACGCGGCUCGCAUAGGCGAGGAAAUGGUGGACAUCGCUUUGAGAAACGUGUUCGACGUGUUCCGAGUUUCCAUCUGGCAACCCACCUGGCUACCGCCCAAGUCUCAGAUCACGGUGCCCGUCACGUUUGUCCCAGGCUUAGCACCCGGCUUGGGAGAAGUGUUCUCCAAGUUCAAUUUCACGUUUGAAGGCAAAAAUGUUGAUAACCCAUCGCAGGAUCUGAUUGUGUGUGGAAGAUUGGAGGACUCUGUUUUUCGCGUGAAACCAAUCGUGUUGGACCUGAGGGUGUGUUACCUCGGUGGUGUACAGCAGGGACAGUUUAGUGUGUACAGCGCAGCCAGGGCCGUCACAUCAGUGUAUGCGCGGGUGCCUCGCCCUCUGGCCCCUUACGUGGCGGUACUGCCCUCCCAGACCUUGAUACAGGCACGUUCCGCUACCACUUUGACUGUCCGGCUCGUUCUCAGCAGAGACUUCCCCACGCAGUGCUCUGAUUACUUGGAUCCCGCGACAGGACUACUCAGUUUCUCCGUGCAGCUGGCCGUGGGUCCUGCACCUUGUCCCCCCCUGGAACUACCGGUGGUGGCCCUGGUAGCACCCCCUUGUCCUCUCAGCCUAGCUCCGGCCCUGCUGGACCUUGGGCAAGUAUCCACUUACGAGACACUAUUCUCUCCCGUCACCCUCACCAACCACAACACCUCCUGCCCCUAUAACUACGCCUUCGUGGAUCUCCCUCAGGGAGUGAUGAUCGAGCCAUGCGCAGGUCACGGAACUAUCCUGCCUGGAGAGACGUUAUCCCUAGACCUCUUGUACUCUCCCAAAGCUAAAGACAUCGGGGUGGCUUGCGGGAGACCAGGAGAUGAAGGUGAAGUUAACUUCACCCUCCGCUGCUUCACCACCGCCAGUAUGGCUGCCCCCAUGACUGGAACGAAAAAGCAACGUUCUUUACUGCCUCGUAACGAUGUUACUCAUGAGGAAGUAAAAAUAUCGAGUGUCCACGAGGAAACCCCAUCCUGCUGCUCAGACGAGGGAGAUCGCGAGGCUGCUGACUUACAUGCACUCGGGAUUGUGGACGUGGAAGACGAUAUUAGCGAGUUAUCGAUGUCUAUGACAAGCACCAACGUUCAGACCUUCGAAGAUGAAGUGGUGGAUGCAAGCGAUGAGCAACCCAGGGAGAAUAACACGAGUAUUCACACUUUGGAAAAUGAAUCAAAGCAACUUGCGUCGGAAACUGAGCUGCAGUGGAACUAUUACUCGAGUUUCCUGGUGGGGGCACAAGAUUUUGCCACAGCUGAACAAUCCGAGAUCACCCAGGAAUUUCCACAAUCCUUCAACGAAGAUGAAUAUGGGCAAAACCCCGAACAGGAAACCCCGUUUCCGGAUUCAGCAUCAUUAAAGGAAGAUAAUGUAAUUCAGCAGAGAAAAAGAGAAUCUGCAAACAUUACUAACAAUCAAGACAUUACAUCUAAUAGGGAUAGUGUAGAAACUAUUGAGAAAGAAGAUAAACUUAAUCUUACUGUUUCUACACGGUCUUAUGAGAACUCUGAACAAACGGAAGAAGUAUAUUCGGAUCAAAUUACCAGCAGGGAUGUCACCUUACCUAAUCCUGGACAACAAUCCGCCAGGAUCGAUAUAAGAGCUUAUGUGGUGGACCCCCUGGUGGAGCUCUCCUCCCAGAGAGUCAUCUUACCUCAGACUCCCUGCAACAGCUUCUCUCUGGUCCACAUCUACAUCAGAAGCCGAGUACAGAAGAAAUGCAAUUUUCACUGUAAGAGGACAGCUUUUAAAACGAGUUUCGAGUUUCGAUCCUCCUAUGAACACUUGAGGGUCGAGCCCAGGUGCGGAAGUUUGGGGUACAAAGAGAGAGUGAAGAUAGCUUUGGUUUUCAAUCCAAUUUUAAGUCAAAAGGAAAUAUUUAAUAAAGCCUUUGAAAUGAAGAUUGAAUCAAUGAAAUGGAGUAAAAUUCAAGAGUUGUUAGAACAGCACUAUUUAUCAAAGGCAAAACAGCAAUCAAAGAAAUCACGCGUAGAAAAUACCAAGGCCAGUACUGUGAUACAGAAUAAAUCGUCACUAGUAGUAAAAGAAAAUAAAGAAACAAAGAGUAGAGGUGGGAGCGCUAAAAGUAAAUUGAAAGGGAAAGGAAGCGUCGCCACCAGCAAGACGAAAAAAUCAAAGCUGAGCAUAAAGACAACCAAAUUGAAGAAGAAAGAAUCAGGUCCUCUCGCUGAUGUAAUCAUUGACCCUGCUGAUGUGGAAGUGACGGAAGACGACCUCAGGAGUGCUGAGUCUUGGCUGCUGAAGUACAUGGAGCCUCAGACGAGGACAGAGACACUCUACUGUUUGCUAGAGACGGAGUUAGGCAACGAAACUAGGAGGAAGGAGACUCUGGAAUGUGUGGUGGUGUGUCCCAUGGAGGCUCCAGCAAUCGUCCUCUCGUCCUCGGCAUGUCUCGACUUCGGACCGAGGGCUCUGGGGUCUACCUCCAAGAUGAGGGCAGAGAUAACAAACAUCUCCUUCUUUGACGCCACCGUGAGAGUCUCGACACUCGACCCGGUCGGCCAGUUCAUGUGUCCUGCACCGCUAGAGACUACACUGAAGAUAAAUGGUGAACGUCUGGAACUUCCUCCUGAGCAUAUCCUUAGUGUUCCAAUUCUUUUCAUGCCAACUUUGAGCAUUAAGGUUGUUGAGAGGUUCGAGGUGAGGAGUGAGACGACCGUUCUAAAUCUCCAAGUCCGUGGGGAGGGAGUGACUCCUUCCUUCACCUUUAACCCUGACCGCGAGAUCUUCCCCUUGACCUCCGGCUCCGGCAAGAAAGCUGAUUUUGUUAUCACGGUCGAAAACACUUGCACUGCUCCACUUAAUUUUCAAAUAAAGAAGAAAUAUCUGAGAGAAGGAUCGUCAUUACUGAGUAUUGCAAUACCAUCUUCUCCACAGUCCCCUGCUGGCAAAGACAAGCAGAAAAUCAAGCCAAAGAAGGAGAAAAAGACUGAUUCAGAUUUCCAAACGCUAACACCUGAACUUGACAGCUGCUUAGAUAAUGAGUUCACUGACAUGAAAGAAGAUAACCUGGCAGAACCAGUUUUUAAGAUAUUAGAAGUCGAUGAGAAAAAAUUAUUGCAAGUCAAUGAGAAACUCGAAAUUUCUGUUGGAGAAGUGAAGAAAAUUAUAAUUAGGUUCACGCCACCACUCUCUAUCAAAAGUGAAACCGACCAGAAAGAUAGGAAAUUGACAGGGACACCCAGCGGCAAACCCAAAAAGGAUAAAGAGAUGCCGAGUGGAAAGAAAAAGAAGUCGGUAAAAAAUGAAAGUAUUGAUACCGGAAAUACAGAAAAUACAAAGAAAAAGAAAGAAAAGGUCCCCAAAAAGGACAGGGCUGUUUCGGAAAAGAGUCUAGGGAAAGAAAACGAAAUCCCGAGUAAAAAAAUAUUUGCGGUAAAAUAUGAAGUGUUACUAUCAGAUUCUCAAAAGGUGAAAGACUGGGUUUUCAUAGGUACUACGAAGAAAUGAUAAGAUAUUAUUAUGUUUGUUAUUUUAACCCACCAAUAAAAAACUAUUUAAAAUAAAUUAAGU